Hyaloperonospora brassicae is the source of this 405-nucleotide messenger RNA. The record is from the annotation of a GenBank genome assembly. NCBI's taxonomy places the organism in Eukaryota, Oomycota, Peronosporomycetes, Peronosporales, Peronosporaceae.
AUGGCCUGUCUGCUAGCCCGUAGCGAUGCCUUUGUAGCAGUGUCGGAAUCCAGCAAAACAUUGCCGUCUGACGACACUCCGUUGGCAUUGACCACCCAUCUGCUUGGCGUAGCCCAUGUCCCUCCGACUCGUCACCUACGAGAGAAGGUACCCCCGGACACUGAGGACAAGAAUCCAGAGGCUAGUAAGCCGGAAUCCGAUUCUGACGAUAGCUCUGACGCCCAUGGUUCCAGUGGUCAUGAUGACAUCAGUGAAAGUGGCAGUGGCGACAGCAGUGACAGCAGUGGAAGCCGCCAUAAAAGCGGCAGUCGCGGCAGCAGCAGAGAGAAGAAGAAACCCAAGAUCUGGAACUUUUCUAACAAGUGGCAGGACCAAGAUGGCAUCCAGCUGUCAGUGUACCAGUAA